AUGACUAUCGGCGUAGCACUGAUCGGUGGAGGCAUCUGGGCAAGAGAAGAGCACCUGCCGGCCAUUCUCGCAUCCGAGCAUCUGACUCUCAGGGCAAUUUAUUCACGGUCGCGCAAGUCAGCGGAGGAAACAGCCAAAGCAUUGGGGAAACAGAUCGAUCUAUAUGCCGAAGACUUGGAGCAAGGCUACGAUGUGGUACUCAAGCGCGACGAUAUCGACGCAGUGAUUAUCGCACUUCCCAUCGCUUCCCAGGCCUUGUAUAUCCGUGCUGCUCUCACUGCGGGAAAGCAUGUUCUUUCCGAGAAGCCCGUGGCGGAGAACGUCGGCGAGGCCAAAGAAUUGAUCAAAUGGUACGAGGAUGAGAUCAAGCCCAAGGGUAAAGCGACCUGGGGUGUUGGCGAAAAUUUUCGAUAUCUUGAUACCUUUCGACUUGCGAGAGAGAAAGUCAAGGAAUUGGGCAAGAUCAAUAGUUUCCUGGUGAGACUGUACGCCAAUAUCCAGACCGAUACGAACUUUUACAAUACCGACUGGAGAAAGGUUCCCACCCAUCAAGGUGGCUUCAUCUUGGAUGGAGGUGUACACUUCACAGCUGGAUUGCGCUACCUGCUGGGCAACAAUGUCCACAUCACUCAAUUAUGCGCCUUCACGACCCUGAUCAAGGACUACCUUCCUCCUGUCGACACGGUCAAUGCCAUUCUCAAGGCCAACACCGGUGCUCAAGGAACCUUCCAAGUAUCCAUGGGAAGCCACGGUCCAGCAUCCGAGUGGACCGUGGCUUGUGAGAAGGGAAGCGUGACCGUCCACGAUGCCAGUGUCACUGUGAGAGCCGCCGAUGGCCAGGAGCACGUUGAAAAGGUCGAGAAUGAGAAAAGUGGCGUUCCCCCCGAAGUGAGAUUGUGGGCAAAGGCUCUGGCGGCGGGCAAAGUGAACCCUGAGCAGAGUCCCAGCCAGGCUUUGGCUGAUCUAGAGUUGAUUGAAUUAAUGCUUCGUUCCGGAGAAAAUAAUGGGCAAAGUCAGAGUAGUCAAUGGCAGCAAUCAGCCGAUAUCUAA
This is a messenger RNA of Penicillium diatomitis, 1050 nucleotides long. Its product is annotated as Gfo/Idh/MocA family protein. Gene Ontology annotation, biological process: NADPH regeneration. Gene Ontology annotation, molecular function: oxidoreductase activity; nucleotide binding. The transcript has 5 exons. The record is from RefSeq and is a predicted model, not a curated record. NCBI's taxonomy places the organism in Eukaryota, Fungi, Ascomycota, Eurotiomycetes, Eurotiales, Aspergillaceae. Gene Ontology annotation, cellular component: cytoplasm. Bases 1 to 1050 code for a protein of 349 amino acids.